Vanessa tameamea is the source of this 3385-nucleotide messenger RNA. It is a transcript of the gene Marcal1, whose product is annotated as SWI/SNF-related matrix-associated actin-dependent regulator of chromatin subfamily A-like protein 1. Gene Ontology annotation, molecular function: ATP-dependent chromatin remodeler activity; ATP binding. NCBI's taxonomy places the organism in Eukaryota, Metazoa, Arthropoda, Insecta, Lepidoptera, Nymphalidae. The record is from RefSeq and is a predicted model, not a curated record. Gene Ontology annotation, biological process: replication fork processing; DNA repair. The coding region runs from base 114 to 2201 and encodes 695 amino acids. The transcript is spliced from 14 exons.
UUAUAAACACACUAACGCAGACAGUUGACACUAGUUGAUAAGUAUGUUAUGUUUAUUAUGAGAAUUAAACAAACAUCAUAUUAUUUAAAAAAGUUUUUGUAUGCCAAUAAAAUAUGGCAUGUACCAAAGAAGAAAUUGAGAGGAAACGCUUAGCUGCCUUACAAAAAAGACAAGAAAAGCUUAACAAUCAACAAUGUUUACGAAUGAAUACAUUUUCGCCUAUAAACUCAAGUGCUGGACCUGUGAAAUCUAGUGCUGCGUCGUCUAUAGGAUUUCAUCCUUACGGUAAGCCGGAGAAUAGCAAGAGUUUCGCUGAAAAUGCCUCCAUUCCUAGUACAAAGGUUGUCACUGGCACUGUUUAUUUGAUUUCUGAAGAUAGAUUUGAGGUGAAUCCCUCAGAGUUUAGCGCCCCGCUCAUCAAUAUCUUCAAGACAAUACCUUCUAAGACUUACGAUAUAAAUUCGAAGUUAUGGAAUUUUUCCAUAAAAGAUUAUCAAGAGUUGAUGUUGAAAGUAUCAUCAUUAGCACCACAUGUAGUCCUUGGACCUUUGCCAUCAUAUGUCUUAAAGAUACUUAAUGAACCUGUAAUAGAUCCGAACACUGUGGAUUUAUCACCAAUAGAAAAGACACUUCGGAAUAAAUUAAUGCCAUUCCAGGAGGAUGGAGUUCGGUUCGGUAUAGCCAGACAAGGGCAUUGCAUGAUAGCAGAUGACAUGGGGCUCGGGAAGACAUACCAAGCACUUGCUAUUGCUAGUUAUUACAGACACAACUGGCCUCUGCUCAUUGUUACAACGUCUUCAAUGAGAGGAACUUGGCAGAAUACUAUUCAUGAGGUGUUACCGUCCGUCCCUAUGAUGAACAUUGUGACACUUACCAGUAGCAAGGACAGUGAAUUCGUCGCGGAUAGACAGACGGAGAUUGUUAUUGUCAGCUAUAAAAUAGCAGGCAUGCAUACAGAACUGCUGAAGGAUAAGAAAUUUGGAAUGAUUAUUGUUGACGAGUCGCACAACCUGAAGUCGCACAAGGCGCGCUGCACGCAGGCGCUGGCGCGCGUGGCGGCGGGCGGCGCGCGCCUCGUGCUGCUGAGCGGCACGCCCGCGCUCAGCCGGCCCGCCGAGCUCUACACGCAGCUGGCGCUCAUCGCGCCGCGCCUGCUCGGCUCCUUCACCGAGUACGGUAAGCGGUAUUGCGGCGGGAAACAGACGAAUUUCGGCUGGGACAUGACGGGGCAGUCCAACUUAACCGAGCUGCAAAUUAUACUGCAAAAGAGAUUCCUUAUACGAAGAACUAAAGAAAAAGUUUUAACAGAUCUGGAGAAAAAAACAAGGGAAUCAGUGCUACUGGAUCACUCGCUGCUCCAGUUCACGAAGGAGAAGGCGCAAGGGCUCUCUCAGAUGGCGAAGGCCUUCGAGAACACGAGGUCGUCGGACAAGCACGCAGCGUUGAUCACUUACUUUAGCAAAUCGGCUGAAGUCAAAAUCCCUGCCAUAUGUAAAUACAUCAAGCAAUUGCUAAAAGAAACCACCAGCAAGUUCCUCGUGUUCGCGCACCACCGGAACAUGAUCGACGCCAUCUGCUACACCCUGGACGAGACCAGCACCCACUACAUAUGUAUAGUGGGUUCCACCCCCACCAACACUAGAGCCGAGCUGGUCGAGACGUUCCAGCACGUGGAGUCGUGCCGCUGCGCCGUGCUGUCGGUGACGGCGGCCGGCUCCGGCCUCACGCUGACGAGGGCCGACCUGGUGCUGUUCGCCGAGCUGCACUGGAACCCCGGGAUGCUGACGCAGGCGGAGUCCCGCGCGCACCGGCUGGGCCGCUCGGGCGCCGUGUGCGCGCGCUACCUGCUGGCGCGCGGCACCGCCGACGACUUCAUGUGGCCCAUGCUGCAGGACAAACUCGACGUUUUAAACAACGUGGGUCUCAGCGGCGAAACCUUCGAGAACACAACCCUGACUCGUCAGGAAAGUAAAACUAGUAUGACACAGUAUUUAUCGCCGAAGAGCAGUUACAAAAAUAAAAAUGAUUACAUUCCCGGAACGAAUAUUAGAAAAGUUCCAUUGCAGUCUGAGGCUUCUAAAAGUCAAAACACAAGUUGUUUGGAAGAAAACACGCAGGAGAAAAUGCAAACAAGUUGUGAAAUGGAUUUCUUUUUGGAACACGACGAUGACGACGACCUAUUAGCGAACUUGGAUUUAUGAGACUGCGCCUUUGUCAAAUAUUUUAUAAUCUGUUAUAAUUGUCAACAUUAUAAAUUAAUUAUCUGUUACCGAAAUAAUUAAUCUUCUUUGCUGUUUUAUGUGAUGUUGAUGAAAUUAAUUGCGGUCGCUUGAUACAUAGCGAGCAGCUAAUAAUGUUACAAAAUGAAUAAUAAAAAAAAAAUGAAAACAUACAUCAAUUAAUGUCCGGCCGCUGAGAGAAUGCGUUCAUUGAGAGGUCUUUGAUUGAGGGCGUGAAUCCGUGAUCGUUGAAUGAUGUAAAAUAUACAAUAAAGAUAUGUGCAUCGUUUAUUUGACCUACAAACGAAUAAUAUAAUUAAAAACUAUUUAAUGAUGUCAACUUACAAUGAAUGACAGAAUUGUGCGCCGCGAUAUUUUUUAAGUUAUUAAGAAUAUACAUUUUUUAAUUCAUACUGGCAACAAUACGAGUUAACGCUACAUUGUUGUAUAGUGUGUCAGGAGCGUAGUCGUACAUAGAGAUCUUGCAGCUCAGAAAAAUAAUAGUAGGGGCACCCCACCGUUGAUAGAAAAUAUAAUAUAUAAGAAAUAUUAUGAAAUAGUAGUCGCCUGCGGCUUCGCUCGCGUUGUCUGGGUUGGUUGCCCGGUUUUAGAUUCCAGCAUACUUCAUACCAAAUUUUAUGAAAUUUGUCAGCGGUUUGUCCGUGAAAGAGUAAGGGACAGACAGACAAGGUUAUUUUCAGGUUUAUAAUAUUAGUAUAGAAUAACAGGCUUUUUGUGUUGGGGUUCAAUGUCAGUAAUAUGCGUGCGUGACGAUCGUCAUCUUGGUAGCACCGGGUGGACGGGUAUCCCACGAUCGCAGUGACGGUAGCUGCUUGAAAGGCUUGCGUCAAAACCUGUAAGACUGAUCACAGUAGUCUUGAUCUGACAAACGUCAGGAACGCAUUCUCUCAGCAAAUAUGUAUUCAUAACAGGUUUAUUCUAUAGAUUUUCAUAAAAAAAUCCAAUAAAAGUAUAAUAUUUUCCUUUUACAAAUAAUAUAUUGUAAUAUGUAAGUCUAUGUUGAUACUCAAGAAACAACUUAUAAAUCUCUGUUAAAUAUUUAAUGUACGGUUUUUGGAAAAAUAUUUUUUGUAACAAGUUUCCAUAAUUUAUAUGAUUCCAUGAUAUGUUUAUUUUUAAUUUUCUUAUGCGCUAAGGGAAAUCAC